This is a messenger RNA of Perca flavescens (yellow perch), 2870 nucleotides long. RefSeq names its product mitogen-activated protein kinase kinase 2a (gene map2k2a). The record is from RefSeq and is a predicted model, not a curated record. Gene Ontology annotation, biological process: protein phosphorylation. NCBI's taxonomy places the organism in Eukaryota, Metazoa, Chordata, Actinopteri, Perciformes, Percidae. The transcript is spliced from 11 exons. The coding region runs from base 883 to 2082 and encodes 399 amino acids. Gene Ontology annotation, molecular function: protein kinase activity; ATP binding.
AUUAAACACAUAAGAAAGCAGCAGCCGGAUGGAUAAGAUUGCUAAACUGGACUAACGUUAUGCUCUCUGUGGGAUUUGCCUCAUUAAAAACAACAUUCCGGAGGCGUUAUCGCAAACUGCAGAUGUCGUUAAUCUUCCAGUCCGUCCAUGUACAUCUCCCAUGAGAUUUCUGCAUCUCUCGUAUCAACUUGUCAGAUGGACUCAGUCUCGCGCUAUUUAUGAAGAGCUCUCCCUGUGGGUGUCACAGGUCUGAUGCCGCAGCUGCUGUUUCCUGUGUUGAAGCACCACCAGAACGAGCCAAAGCCCAAUUUCGUUUCAGAGCCCCACACCCAGAACUGAAACACGGAGGAAUUUGAUGCUUGGACGCUGCCGUCCUGCAGAGGGGAAGCCAGCCGAGUCGGUGUGCCGGUGUAGCUGCGGGGAAGACCGCGGCGGCCCGUGUCUUGUGAAAGCGGAGAAGCGAGGGGCUGCACGUUAGGACUGAGAGACGCAGGGCACGAUUUCUCCAGGAGCUGGUGCUAGCUAGUAGCAGCUAGCUAGCUAGUUGGGUAAUAGCAGCAGGUAGAUAACCCAGAAGAAGCAGUAGAACAAUAGAAAUGUGUUUACUCCAAAAACUAUAGAUGCACCGGAAAGCGACCUGACUUUUAAAGAGCAUCUCGGCAUGAUACGGUUUAACGUUACCCAAAUAGCUGACUGACAUGCUACCGAAAGUAUACUAACUCUUUGCUAACGUUAGCUAGCCAAGUUACUAGCCACCAAGAGCUGAUCCUGUUGCUUUUUCAGACUUGAGUUUUGAAUAAGGAAAAGGCUAGAUUAGCAGCCUCCCAGCUCACUGCGGGUUAGUGCAUUCUUUGAGAAAGUCAUUUUAGGUUAUUAAUUGAAAUGGCUCCUAAAAGAAGACCCGUUCCCCUGAACAUAACGCCCAUCGGGGAAGGACAGGCCACCUCAAACACGAUUGAUGCUGCAUCUGAAGCCAACCUAGAGGCCUUACAAAAGAAACUGGGUGAGUUGGACCUGGAUGAACAACAGAGGAAACGACUGGAGGCCUUUCUGACCCAGAAAGCUCAGGUUGGGGAGCUGAAGGAUGAGGAUUUUGACCCCAUAUGUGAAUUGGGUGCUGGAAACGGAGGAGUAGUCAACAAGGUCCGCCACAAACCCUCGGGAUUGGUCAUGGCUCGGAAGUUGAUCCACCUGGAAAUCAAACCUGCCAUCAGAAACCAGAUUAUCAGAGAGCUGCAGGUGCUGCAUGAAUGCAACUCCCCCUACAUUGUGGGCUUCUAUGGAGCCUUUUACAGCGAUGGGGAGAUCAGCAUCUGUAUGGAGCACAUGGAUGGCGGAUCCUUGGACCAGGUCCUGAAGGAAGCCAGAAGAAUCCCAGAAGAAAUCCUGGGGAAAGUUAGCAUAGCUGUAUUGAGGGGAUUAGCCUACCUGCGGGAGAAGCACCAGAUCAUGCACAGAGAUGUCAAGCCCUCCAACAUCCUGGUCAACUCUCGCGGGGAGAUCAAGCUGUGUGACUUUGGUGUGAGCGGCCAGCUCAUAGAUUCCAUGGCCAACUCCUUUGUUGGAACGCGCUCCUACAUGUCGCCGGAGAGACUGCAGGGCACUCACUACUCGGUUCAGUCUGACGUGUGGAGCAUGGGUCUGUCCCUGGUGGAGUUGGCGAUUGGCCGCUACCCCAUCCCCCCACCAGAAGCCAAAGAGCUGGAGGCCAUCUUCGGACGUGCCAUUAUGGACGGGGCCGAGGGAGAGCCUCACACCAACAUGCAGAGGCCCAGACCACCGGGCCGACCCGUGAGCGGUCAUGGGAUGGACAGUAGACCAGCGAUGGCCAUCUUUGAACUUUUGGACUACAUUGUGAAUGAGCCACCCCCUAAACUGCCACUUGGGGUAUUCACCAACGACUUUCAAGACUUUGUGACAAAAUGUUUGAUCAAAAACCCAGCUGAAAGGGCAGAUCUGAAGAUGUUGAUGAGUCACACGUUCAUCAAAAGAUCAGAAGUGGAGGAAGUGGACUUUGCUGGCUGGUUGUGCAAAACCAUGGGCCUCAACCAGCCCAGUACUCCCACCCGCGGCACUGAGUGAACACGCCCCCACUGCCCUGACACACCUUCGGUCUUGCUUGCAUACACAUCAAUAUACUGCACCUACACGUACACAAGCCAUCCCACACAUUGGCACUUUUUUUUCUAUCUUGCUCUUGGGGAAAACAGUCUUCCCCCACAUUUAUUUCUUCACCAGCAGCAGGGCCAUUGAGUCAUUGUACUGAGUCAUUGUACCCCAGCUUCACCAUGCCAGUGUCAAGAGUAGCCACAGCUCAUGUUUCCACACUGCAACAGCGGAUGUAAAGCACUGAAGGGCUGCCAGUGUGUCAGCUGAAUUUGCAUUGAUUGACAAACUUCUUUUGUAUUGUUGAAUAUACUGUAUUCAUCUUUUCCUUUUUUUUUAUGGCAACAGUUGAUGGCUUGUGUGACUUGUAUUUUAACAAAUGACCUGCUGUAGAGAUUUCCAUACAAAGAAAUCCGAACAUAUCACCUACUUGCAAAUUCUAAAUUGGUUUUAUCAAAGGUGAAUGCACUUAUUUUGAUUUAAAAUCCCUUUGUCAAAUGUAUUCAUGGUAAAAUGACCAGAGACCUUGCAAUUCAAUGUAAUAAUUUAAUUGUUAGUAGAGAGUUCAGGACAAUUCUGUGUGUGUGUGUUUGUGUGUCUAUAAGGAGUCAUUUUCACUUUUUGGUAAAUGAGCGAUCACUCUAAAGAUCCUUUUUGUGAACAAUGUCACAAACCAAAGAGGGUACUCAUGACUAAAUGUUUUCUAUGCCUGAUCAGUUUUUUUUCGUAUGCAAAUUAAUGAACAGUAUAUUGGUGUAUUUUGA